AUGAACACCGGCAAGCGCCAAAAGCAGCGCAAGGUGCUGCUGAUGGGCAAGAGCGGCGCCGGGAAGUCGUCCAUGCGCUCCAUCGUCUUCAGUAACUAUGUCGCCAAAGACGUGCGCCGGCUCGGGGCUACAAUCGAUGUAGAGCACAGCAAUAUCAAGUUCAUGGGGAAUCUCAUGCUCAACCUGUGGGAUUGUGGUGGUCAAGACGGAUUCGUGGAGAACUACCUCACCCACCAGCGCGAGCAUGUCUUCGGCAGCGUCGCUGUCCUUAUCUUCGUCUUCGAUGUCGAGUCGCGCGAGUUCCAGGCCGACGUUAUCUCCUAUUCAGAAAUAAUCCGCGCGCUCCAGGAAUGCUCGCCGACGGCCAAGGUCUUCUGCCUCAUCCACAAAAUGGACCUCGUGCAAGCGCGGCUGCGAUUACAGCUCUUCGAAGAAAGAUCCGAAUAUAUACGCUCGGCUAGUGAGGGCUUCAAAGACACCGUCGAAUUCUUUCCGACUAGCAUAUGGGACCAGAGCUUGUACAAAGCGUGGACGCAGAUUAUCUACUUCUUAAUCCCGAACGCCGCGACCAUAGAAACUUUACUACAGCAACUGGCGGAGGUGAUAGAUGCCCGCGAGCUCAUCCUCUACGAGCGAACAACAUGCCUCAUGGUUACCCACGUGACGCGUGGUCUUGAAGCCCAGAAUCCGUUCACAGACCGUUUCGAGCGCAUAUCAAGUAUACUGAAAACGCACAAGCAAUCCAUGGCUAAACACACCGGCAUCCCAGCCGGCAGUGCAAACUUCGCCGAGAUGCAAAUCAAAACCGGCCGCUUCAUGUUCUUCAUCACCCGCCUUACCGAAAACACCAACCUAGCCGCCUCGAUCCCGCCCUCUGAACAGGUCUUCAACGCCGCACGCAUCAACAUCCUACUCGCCCGUCCCCGAUUCGCGGAACUCGACAUCGCCAGCCGGCCGAAGCAGCAGGCAUUUGCUCAAGGCGCAGGCAUGGCCGAGAGUGCGGAGAGCGUGGGCGAGGACGCCAAGAGGCAGCUAGAGAGCGCGUCGUAA
Coniosporium apollinis CBS 100218 is the source of this 1050-nucleotide messenger RNA. RefSeq lists its product as uncharacterized. Gene Ontology annotation, biological process: positive regulation of TOR signaling; regulation of autophagy; cellular response to amino acid stimulus. Gene Ontology annotation, cellular component: fungal-type vacuole membrane; Gtr1-Gtr2 GTPase complex; nucleus. The record is from RefSeq and is a predicted model, not a curated record. Gene Ontology annotation, molecular function: GTPase activity; GTP binding. Lineage: Eukaryota; Fungi; Ascomycota; Dothideomycetes. The coding region runs from base 1 to 1050 and encodes 349 amino acids. The transcript is spliced from 2 exons.